AUGAUUAUUAGAUUGCUCAGAAAGUUCCUACCACCAGUCAACAAGCGCGUCAUGGAGCCUGCCGCUAAACGAUCGAAAUCGCCUGUGGAGAAUAAGCGAUUUGUCUGGAUCGACUGUGAAAUGACCGGGCUCGAGCCGGAAACGCAGACGCUCGUCGAGAUUGCUACGAUUGUCACUGACCAGGAGUUGAAUAUCAUCGCCGAAGGCCCCGAUAUCGUCAUCCAUCAGCCAGAAGAUGUUCUUGAAAAGAUGAGCGAUUGGUGCAAGUUGACAUUUUCGCAAAACGGGCUGACGGAGAAGAUUCGCAACAGCCAGAUUUCACUGCAAGAGGCCGAAAAUCAAACGAUGACCUUUUUGGAGAAGCACACAGCGAAGGGAAAAUCACCGUUGGCUGGGAACACGGUCUACAUGGAUCGGCUCUUCCUCCGAAAGUACAUGCCGCGAUUAAAUGAGCACUUGCACUAUCGAAUUGUAGAUGUUUCAUCGGUCAAGGAGCUCACACGGCGGUGGUACCCACAGGAAUACAGGGAUGCUCCAGAAAAGAAGGGCACGCACAGAGCUCUCGACGAUAUCCGGGAAUCUAUUGAAGAGCUGAAAUUUUACAGAAGCAACGUAUUCAAGCCA
This is a messenger RNA of Mesorhabditis spiculigera, 624 nucleotides long. The record is from the annotation of a GenBank genome assembly. NCBI's taxonomy places the organism in Eukaryota, Metazoa, Nematoda, Chromadorea, Rhabditida, Rhabditidae.